This is a messenger RNA of Capsella rubella, 1300 nucleotides long. RefSeq lists its product as uncharacterized. The record is from RefSeq and is a predicted model, not a curated record. NCBI's taxonomy places the organism in Eukaryota, Viridiplantae, Streptophyta, Magnoliopsida, Brassicales, Brassicaceae. The coding region runs from base 75 to 1064 and encodes 329 amino acids. The transcript has 3 exons.
UUCUUCUGUUCAAAGUUGGUUGAGCCAACCCUCCUCUUUUGUUUUCUUCUUCCUCAAGACAACUCACUCUUGCAAUGGCAAAGCAGCCAAAGGGGAACGUGCUCGACCACCAGCAGCAGAAUCUCGACCCUGAGAACCCUCAUCAAGCUUCUCCAUCUUCCGGUCGGAGCAGCUGUUGCUUUGCUCUGCCGGGUUUCUUUAGUGUCCGAUGUCUCAUCGUUGUGGUCCUAAGCUGUGCUAUCCUUUUCUCUGCGAUCUUCUGCCUUUUCCCGUGGCGUCGAUCGGUGCCUCAUUCCCAGCCUGAUAAUACAGUUCAACUCAAUGCUACAGUACAAGCUUACUUUAAACUUAGCAAACCAGUUUCUGAGGUUAUUCCUCAUAAAGGAGAACUUGAGGAUCAAAUCUAUUGGAGCAUCGGUGUUGGGAACACAAAGGUGACUGUUCUGUCUCUGCAACAGUCAGGGGCAUCUCACUAUACUGAUGUGGAGUUUUCAAUCGUACCUGUCUCUAACGACUCUUCAACAAUCAGAAACUUGUUAAGUUCAGUGCGAUCAUCUUUUAUUAAGCUGUAUGCUGAAAUGUCGACGCUGAAUCUGGCCACGGGAAUUUUUGGGGAGCCAACUUCUUUUGAGGUUUUGAAAUUUCCUGGCGGAAUCACUGCAUAUCCCAGUGGAUCUACGCCUGUCUCUGAGCUUGUAGUGAUAAAGCUUAACUUUACACUCAAUAGUUCAAUAUCCGAGAUACGAGAUGGCAAGGGUCAACAACUAAAUGGUAUACUUCGUCGUCAGUUCAGUUUGGAUUCACCUGACAGAUGUUAUUCCCAGUUCACAAAUGAACAAGGAUCGACAGUAUCUCCACCGGUAAUUGUUCAGUUUUCUGUUGUCACAACCAUGAAUCAGCAGAGAUUGGACCAUUUUGCAGACAUGUUUCAAGCAUCUAGCGCUAAAAAUCUCGGUCUAAACAACUCGGUUUUUGGUGAAGUCAAGAGUAUGACUUUCUCAACAUACCUGGAGCACAAAACUCCUCAUCUUUCUGUGGUGAUGGCACCAACGCCAAGUUCUUGAUUCCCUUCUCUCUAUGAAGUCGUUAUAUGAAGCUUCUUACUGAAUUGGCAAAGCAGUUUCUCUUUUCAUCUUUAUGGGACCUAAUCAUUAGUUUUACAAUGUUGCUUCCCUUCUCUGCUGCCCAUCUUUUUCUUCUUAGUAUGUUUCUGGCUGAAUCUAGUUAGCUUUAGAACUAAUGGUCUCAUCCUUGUUGUAUGAAACAAAGUUCUUUAUUCUAAUGAGAUUCAACUUGAGUU